Molecule: messenger RNA, 1110 nt
Organism: Apaloderma vittatum (bar-tailed trogon)
Lineage: Eukaryota; Metazoa; Chordata; Aves; Trogoniformes; Trogonidae
Gene: KCNAB1
Product: potassium voltage-gated channel, shaker-related subfamily, beta member 1
Exons: 7
Biological process (GO): transmembrane transport; potassium ion transport; negative regulation of delayed rectifier potassium channel activity
Cellular component (GO): cytoplasm; extrinsic component of cytoplasmic side of plasma membrane; membrane
Molecular function (GO): potassium channel regulator activity; voltage-gated potassium channel activity; transmembrane transporter binding
Source: RefSeq, a predicted model, not a curated record
GGCUGAAGGCUUCCCUCCAGAGGCUGCAGCUGGAGAACGGGGAUGUCGUCUUCGCCAACCGGCCAGACAAUAAUACCCCCAUGGAAGAAAUCGUCCGGGCAAUGACACACGUCAUAAAUCAAGGCAUGGCCAUGUACUGGGGAACGUCGCGCUGGAGUGCUAUGGAGAUCAUGGAAGCCUACUCCGUUGCCAGGCAGUUUAACAUGAUACCCCCGGUGUGCGAGCAAGCUGAAUACCAUCUUUUCCAAAGAGAGAAAGUGGAGGUUCAGCUGCCGGAAUUAUAUCACAAAAUAGGAGUCGGAGCCAUGACAUGGUCCCCACUGGCUUGUGGGAUCAUCUCAGGGAAAUACGGCAACGGGGUCCCUGAAAGCUCAAGGGCUGCACUGAAGUGCUACCAGUGGCUGAAAGAGAAGAUCAUAAGCGAGGAAGGCAGAAAGCAGCAGGUGAAGCUGAAGGACCUGUCGCCCAUCGCCGAGCGCCUGGGCUGCACGCUGCCGCAGCUGGCUGUCGCAUGGUGCCUGAGAAACGAGGGGGUGAGCUCCGUCCUUCUAGGAUCUUCCAACCCAGAGCAGCUGAUAGAGAACCUCGGAGCCAUACAGGUCCUUCCAAAGAUGACAUCCCAUAUUGUAAACGAGAUAGAUAACAUCCUGGGAAACAAGCCCUACAGCAAGAAGGACUACAGAUCAUAAUGCGAUGCAUGAAAUCCCUGGACUGCAUGGUUUAAAAAGUGCUCUGUACAGACGUACAGCCCCGAAUCAAUAGCCGGUCAUGAGAAUCAUUCAGCAGCUUGCUGCUCGGCGUCUCCUGUCACUGGAUCCUUCGAGAUGUGUGCUGUUGCUACUAAUCUGCAGUGAAAUUUAAAAGCACAGUUGAUCUCUCUUCUAACCGAGAACGACCUUGUAUUUUCUUACCUUCGACUGAAUUCGUUACUUUUUACUUUACUCUUUAGCACCUCAUGCUUGUGCUGUGAAAAACACUUGUAAAGCAAAAAAAAUAUUUAUAACCUUCAGGUACUUGGUAAUUAAAGAAGGAUGUACAGAUCUAUUUUUUCAAUGAAGAAAAGCCAGAUAAAACUCAAGGUUUUAAUAAAACCACGUUUGGGAAAUCUCA